AUGACUGCGAGCACGUCGAAUCCCGACCCGCAUGACACGCAUGUUGAUGAGAGGACUCCGUUGAAUGCGUCGGAACGGGACACAACUGCGGCGGACUACAACAGCAUCGCGAAGGGACCUACAGAUGAUGUGCACAGCGGUCAAGGCAGUGACGAGGAACAACAGCAGGUCAACCCGCCGGAGUCGCGUGAAAAUGAGACGAAAGCGUUGACCAGUAUUACCACGGUCAUUGGGGUGCUGUUGCUGGGCGAGUUCAUCUCCAACGCAGACAUGACGUUGGUAAUGGCAACGACAGGCAAAAUCUCCUCCGAGUUCGAUCGAUUGCGCGAUGCGAGUUGGCUGGCGACGGCGUAUACCCUGGGGUUAUGUGCUACGCAACCGAUGUACGGCAAACUGAGUGAUAUCUACGGUCGGAAGCCGCUCCUGCUGUGGGCGUACUUCUUCUUCGGCAUUGGAUGCAUCAUCAGCGGCAUCGGUCCAUCGAUGACCACAAUUAUCCUGGGACGUGCAAUCAGUGGUAUCGGUGGUGCUGGGACAAUGGCUAUGGGCUCGAUUAUUAUCACGGAUAUCGUCCCGCGCCGCGACGUUGCUCACUGGCGGGCCUAUGUCAACAUUGCGAUGACCCUGGGGCGUAGCGCAGGAGGCCCCAUUGGUGGUUGGCUGGCGGAUACCGUCGGCUGGAGAUGGUCGUUUAUUCUUCAGGGCCCUUUAUCCGCCGCGGCAGCCCUGCUGGUUGUAUGGAAACUCAGUCUUGCCAGCCCGACAGAAGGGAAGAGCAUUCGUCGAGUCGACUUCCUUGGAUCUUUCCUCCUCGCUAUCGGCAUUCUCACCGCCACCAUCAUCCUUGACCAGGCCGGCCGGGCCUUUGCGUGGGCAUCUCUGAACACGGCUAUCCUCACCAGUAUCAGUGUAUCAGCGUUCGUCGCCUUUAUCAUCGUCGAGCUCUACGUCGCCGCCGAACCGAUCUUCGAACUGCGUAUCCUGCGCCGUCCGAACGUCGCCCCUAGUUACCUCAUCGGGUCUCUUCAGAUUUCCGCCCAAGUGGGCAUGAUGUUCUCCGUGCCGCUGUAUUUCCAGGUCACAUCGCAGGCCUCCGCCACCGUCGCUGGCGGACAUCUCGUGCCCGCGGUGAUCGGUAACACACUGGGUGGGUUGAUUGCGGGUGCCUUCAUCCGUCGCACCGGCCAUUUCAAGGUUCUUCUGAUUCUCGCCGGUCUGGUCGCAUCGGUCUCCUACCUCCUGCUCUUCCUCCGCUGGAACGGCCACACGGGCUUCUGGGAGUCCUUGUACAUCAUCCCUGGAGGUCUGGGCACAGGCUUCUCUUCUGCCGCGGCGUUCGUCAGCAUGACUGCCUUUUUGCGUCCCCAGGAGAUUGCCAUGGCUACUGGAGGAUAUAUCUUGCUGUUUAGUUUUGCCAUGACGGCGGGUGUCACGGUCACUAACAGCGUACUGGGAAUGGUUUUCAAGCGCCAGAUGGAACAGAGCUUGACGGGGCCGGGAGCCAAGACGAUCAUCGAGCGAGCCCUUUCCGAUACGAACUACAUCAACAGCCUCGAGGGACAUGUCCGGGAUGUAGUGGUCAAGGGAUAUGUGGCUGGUCUGAGGCACACAUACUUAUUCUCGCUCGUGCUUUCGAUCCUGGGGUCCUUCAUCGGGUGGACGGUGCGGAAGCACCAGCUGUGAUGCGACCAAACAGCCAUAGUCAUCACAUGGAUCAUUUCGUCAGGCUAGUAGUAG
Messenger RNA from Aspergillus heteromorphus CBS 117.55, 1737 nucleotides. Its product is annotated as multidrug resistance protein Fnx1. Lineage: Eukaryota; Fungi; Ascomycota; Eurotiomycetes; Eurotiales; Aspergillaceae. The coding region runs from base 1 to 1683 and encodes 560 amino acids. Gene Ontology annotation, cellular component: fungal-type vacuole membrane. Gene Ontology annotation, biological process: transmembrane transport; basic amino acid transport. The transcript has 8 exons. The record is from RefSeq and is a predicted model, not a curated record. Gene Ontology annotation, molecular function: basic amino acid transmembrane transporter activity.